AUGGCGGCGCCGCUCGCGCCUUUGGUACUCCUACUCGCCCUCGGCUGCCCGGCGAUCUCCCGCGCACAGACCACGGAGGGCGCGUCGGCUGCGCCGCAUCGGCGCUUUGAGUACAAGUACAGCUUCAAGGGGCCUCACCUGGUGCAAGCAGACGGCACGGUGCCGUUCUGGGUGCACACGGGAAAUGCCAUCCCAAGUGCAGAUCAAAUCCGUAUAACAACCUCAUUGAAAAGCCAGAAAGGCUCAGUAUGGACAAAAAACAAAUCAAUAUUUGAAUACUGGGAAGUAGAAGUGACCUUUCGAGUUACAGGAAGAGGCCGCAUCGGAGCUGAUGGAUUGGCAAUCUGGUUUACGGAAGAGCAAGGCUUGGAAGGUCCUGUUUUUGGGGCAGCUGAUAAAUGGAACGGUGUUGGAAUUUUCUUUGAUUCAUUUGACAAUGAUGCAAAGAAAAACAAUCCUGGAGUGAUUGUUGUAGGUAACAAUGGAAAGCUGCUGUAUGACCAUCAGAAUGAUGGAUCCACGCAAGCACUGGCAUCCUGUCAGAGGGACUUUCGGAACAAGCCCUAUCCUCUGCGAGCCAAGAUCACAUACUACCAAAAAACACUGACUGUAUUAAUUAAUAAUGGCUUUACUCCGGAUAAAGAGGACUAUGAAUUCUGUGCCAAAGUGGAAGAUAUGGUGUUGCCAUCACAAGGGUACUUUGGAGUAUCUGCAGCCACAGGGGGACUUGCAGAUGACCAUGAUGUGCUGUCAUUUCUGACCUUCCAGCUGACUGAGCCUGGGAAGGAAGCACCAACACCAGAUGCAGAAAUCCCUCAGAAAGAUAAAGAGAAGUAUCAAGAAGAGUUUGAACACUUUCAGCAAGAACUGGAUAAGAAGAAGGAAGAAUUUCAAAGGGAACAUCCUGAUGUGCAAGGACAGCCAGCAGCAGAUGAUGUUUUUGAAACUGUGAGUGAUCGUGAACUGAGGCAGAUCUUUGAGGGGCAGAAUCGAAUUCAUCUGGAAAUCAAACAGCUUAACAGGCAACUGGACAUGAUUCUGGAUGAGCAGAGGAAAUACGUCUCUGCAGUCACAGAGGAGAUUGCCAAAAGAGGAGCUGGGUUUCCAGGUCAGCAGGGACAGGUUUCCCAGCAAGAGAUAGAGACAGUUGUGAAAACCCAAGAAGAGGUCAUUAGACAAGUAAAGGAAAUAAGAAGUUCUGUGACUGAUGCUCUGAGAUCCAUCAGUGGGGCUCAACAUGCUGGCUCUGCAGGUGUCUAUGAAACAACUCAGCACUUCAAUGACAUCAAAGAACACCUUCAUGUAGUAAAGAGGGACAUAGAGCAUUUAGUGCAACGCAACUCGCCAUCCAGUGAGAAACAAAAGUGUCCAGAAUUGCCACCAUUUCCAUCCUGCUUAUCUACAAUGCAUUUCUUCAUAUUUGUGGCGGUGCAAACUGUGUUAUUCAUUGGUUACAUCAUGUAUAGGAGCCAACAAGAAGCAGCAGCCAAAAAGUUCUUUUGAUGACCUAUUCCACUUGUGUGUACAUAACAGCAGUCUGUAUGCACAGAAAAUUCUACACUUCUGUAAAUGAGGGAAAUUUUAAUGUUGGAUAUACUUCAAUAUUAUAAAUUAUUUAAUUUUGCUAAAUAAAAUGAAUUCUCAUUUUAAGUCUUGAUGCUAAAAACAGGGCGCAGAUGCUGGAUGGGGGAAGACUGUGCACCCUAUCUCGGUCUGUGUUUUCAGCUGACUUUUUCAUAAAUACUGAAAGGCCAAUUCCCCAUUCCUCUGCUCUUGUUAAGAUUCCGGAGGAGGAGUUGAAACACCCAGGCUUGGUGUUUGUUCAAAGUGUGAAUUGCAGAUGGAUGAUUUGUGCGAAAACUUGCUACGAAGUGUCCUGACAUAGCAGUUUAAAAAAAAAAAAAAAAAAAAUUCCAAACCUCAAAGAACCAUUCUUGUGUGGGAUUUGUUGGGGGUUUUUUUUUGGCAGGCACAAAAAUUUACUAUAAACAUUUUAUUUGUUUACCACUUGGAUCUAACAGUAUAAGAAUAUUUUAGUUAGUUCUUAUUUAAACACUUUUUAAUACACGGACACAAAGACCUUUAAGACCCUGACUCUUGAUACCUGAUGUAAAAAAACAAUUAUACAGAACAUGCAAAGAAAGGCUUCUCUCUCUGUUUUGCAGUUUGAUUUUUGGGCAGUGAGAAAAAAUGUGAUAAAGUGGUUUCUUCAAGCAUAUUGUGGGACUGAUUUAUUUUUUCAUAGUUUCUAGUCUGUCUGUCAUUUUUUGGGAGAUUUGUGGAAC
Messenger RNA from Cinclus cinclus, 2285 nucleotides. RefSeq names its product lectin, mannose binding 1 (gene LMAN1). The transcript has 13 exons. Gene Ontology annotation, cellular component: COPII-coated ER to Golgi transport vesicle; Golgi membrane; endoplasmic reticulum-Golgi intermediate compartment. Bases 1 to 1503 code for a protein of 500 amino acids. Gene Ontology annotation, biological process: Golgi organization; endoplasmic reticulum organization; endoplasmic reticulum to Golgi vesicle-mediated transport. Gene Ontology annotation, molecular function: D-mannose binding. NCBI's taxonomy places the organism in Eukaryota, Metazoa, Chordata, Aves, Passeriformes, Cinclidae. The record is from RefSeq and is a predicted model, not a curated record.